AUUUGUACGGUAUUCAAAGAUAAACUAUCUAUGACACAUGAGAUCUUGCAUCACGAUACUGGGACGGUAUUAAUAGUACCGCAAUCGCGAAUUUUUCACAGUCAAUCAAAAGUAAACUAGAGAGACGCUAGUAAAUUAAUAUGGUAGCGAACAAUAAUUUAUUCGAGUAGAAGAGUAAACGAAAUUAGUCACGAUGCAUGGAAUGAACUAUAUUGGGAGAUUUAUCUCCAACUUUAAAGAUUUUUACAAUGAUAUUAAUGGGGCUACUUUAACUGGUGCCAUCGACGUCGUGGUUGUUGAACAACCAGACGGGACCUUCAACUGCUCACCGUUUCACGUUAGAUUUGGAAAAAUUGGUGUCUUGAGAAGCAGAGAGAAAAUCGUAGACAUACAAGUGAAUGGAGAAACUUUGGAUAUACACAUGAAAUUGGGAGAAAGUGGGGAAGCUUUCUUUGUGGAAGAAGUGCAAGAUUCGGAUUCAGAAGAAAUCCCAGAACAUUUGGCCACAUCGCCAAUACCCGUCGACUUUGAAGAAUUGUACAAGUCUAAGGGUCGACGUCGAAACAGUUUAGAUUUAACCGAAUCAAUAGCUCCGGUAUUCGAAAACGAGGUUAACGAUUACACAAAACGCAGGCACACCGCAAACGCGGGCGAUGAUUUCCGAGCAAAGGAUUUUAUAAAAAGACAAAUUGGAUUAGGCAAUAUUGAAUUAGGCGAAAAUUCCGUGGAGGAUCUGACGUUAUCGUUACCUUCCGGUACUACUACGAAAAUUAGCAGCGAUGAUAUUAGCAAGGAUAAUAGCUACUCGGAAACAAUCUUUCAAAUGGACAGUCUAGAGACCGAGGCGAAAGCACCCGCCGAGGUUGCGACCUCGUCGAAAAUUGACGAGCCGUUGAGCGAAGGUAAAAACGGCAAGAAAAAGCGUCGAAAAAAGUCGGUGAUGAAGAAGAAAAACGCCCAGCGAAAGACUUCCACCACGGAACCGCCAUCUAUUGAAACCUUGGAGAUUGGUACCGAACUAAAACUUCCAGAUUCGAGUACUGAUCGUAGCUCACUAGACAGUAAUGUUUCUGAGCCUGAAUUACGCGACAUUCAAAGACCCGAAACCACAACUCUGGGUAACCGAAAGGUUAUGGACCCAGACUUUCAUUUCUUCAGUGAUACUGAGCUCACGGCGGGGCCUAGCGACUCGAGACCGAUGUCGCCGACAACAGUUGAAGGUGUUCUAUCCGAUACCGAGUUUGAAGUAAAAAACCGAAAAGAUGAGGAUAAAGAUAUGCAAGUGCAGCAAAGUUGGGCGUGGGGGGAAUUUCCCAGCUCGAAAGUUCCCAUAGCGGAUCCUGCCAGUGACAAGCUGGCCGGUCAGACUCCCACGCAAGCUCAACACAAUUCAAUGCUGAGCAGUGUCUUCUCCUUCAUGAAACAUCAGCGACAGGCCAGUAAUAGUGAUGGCGUCUAUCUGGCGGAUUUGAGCUCGGGCGCGAUGGAUCCGGAAGUUGCCGCUCGCUAUUUCACCACUACAAACGAGAAGAAAAGUGCUGAUGCAGACAUGGAUUAUGAAUCAGGAAAUGGGCCAUCUUUAACGCAAAGUCCAAACAGCGCCGAGGGUUGCAAGUCGAUCGAUUCCGAUUUCGAAGAGCAAAAGCAGGCGUCUGUGUGUAUCGGCGAUAUUUCGUUGUCGUUGUGCGGCUGGGAUACUGAACCGACGGAGGAACGAUUUAGCGCUGAGAGUGUUCCAUUUUCAGAUUUAUGUAACAAUCCCUCGAUUUUAGAGUCCAAAAAACUGGUUGUACGGAUACACAAUAAAUACUAUAAUUUUAAAGUUGCGGUACCGAUCAUUACCAGUUUGAUGAUUUAUCAACGACCUCUACCUCAGUCCACAAUAGACCAGUUGUGUAAUAUGCACAUGACUUCCACCGAAGACAAACGACCUAAACAAGAAACAAAGGGGGGAUACUCCUGGUGGGGAUGGCGUCGCAGUCGCGCAUCGCGGGAGGCGACCCCUUCCACCGAUACUGUAGUAACCAUUGACUUAGGGAAGACUGAAGAGACCAAAGACGUGGAUGCACCCGUCGAGGAGGUGGCGACCACAAAAAUUGAAAUGCAACUGUUGGAAUCUCCCACAGUCGAAGAUGGGUAUUAUGGAUCUCAAAGUUCCGGAAGUGACCACGGUAAAGAUGUCGUGAUGGUGGAAGAAAAGCCGACCGUAAGCCAGGCGACUUCAGAAAAGUCUGAUAAAUCUGAUAAAUGUCGGAAAACGUUAAGGCUGAGCUCUAUUCAAAUAAAAAGUUUAAAUUUGCGUGAUGGAAUGAAUGAGGUGGAGUUUAGCGUAACUACAGCAUAUCAGGGAACCACUAGGUGCAAGUGUCACCUUUACAAGUGGAAGUGGGAUGACAAAAUUGUCAUAUCAGACAUUGAUGGCACCAUCACAAAAUCCGACGUGCUUGGUCACAUCUUGCCAAUCGUGGGUAAAGAUUGGGCUCAGUCUGGCGUUGCUCAAUUAUUUAAUAAAAUAAAGGAUAACGGUUAUAAGUUACUUUACCUUAGCGCGAGAGCUAUCGGUCAGGCACGCAUUACGCGCGAGUAUCUCAAAUCUAUAAAACAGGGGGAUCUCAAUAUGCCCGAUGGACCGAUGCUUUUAAAUCCGACAUCUUUGAUCACCGCUUUUCAUCGCGAGGUUAUCGAAAAAAAACCGGAACAGUUCAAAAUUUCUUGUAUGAGUGAUAUUAGAGCUCUGUUUCCUGCUGAUUCCAAUCCUUUCUACGCUGGAUACGGGAAUAGGAUUAAUGAUGUGUGGGCAUACAGAGCCGUAGGCAUUCCAAUAGUUAGAAUAUUUACAAUAAAUCAUAAGGGUGAACUAAAACAUGAACUGACACAAACUUUCCAAUCCAGCUACUCCAACAUGAGCAAUUACGUGGACCAGCUGUUUCCUCCGUUACUCGAAGCCGCUAAUGAUUACUCUCAAUUCAUGUAUUGGCGCGAUCCAAUUCCCAACAUAACGGAACUCAAUACAACGGACGCUUCCAACAUUUAAGUACAGAAAGAGAAGCAUUUAAUGUUACGUAUUUACUAGAUUUGUGUAACGCUAACGUGCUGUUGCCGAUUCAUAGCUGACGUGUAGAAUUUACAAAAGCUUACUGCUUAUUUGCCGAAGUGAAGUACAUAGUAUUUAUUUGCCAUUCGCCACUGAUAAAGCCACAACCGGCUCAGGUUGCUAUAAGUUACCCAGAUCAAGUUAUUUUGUAGAUCUUAGUUGAAUAAAAUUCAUGUGAUUUUUGCAGUACUUUUAGUUUUUGUUUCUCUAUUGAUCUUGUGAUAUUGACCUCUAUUGUUAGAUGUUCGAGUAUUCCAUUAAUUAACUAUAGUUUGUUAUUGUAUUUAUAUCAAAAUAUAAAUUAAGCAAAAAUAG
This is a messenger RNA of Photinus pyralis (common eastern firefly), 3409 nucleotides long. It is a transcript of the gene Lpin, whose product is annotated as phosphatidate phosphatase LPIN3. Gene Ontology annotation, molecular function: transcription coactivator activity; phosphatidate phosphatase activity. NCBI's taxonomy places the organism in Eukaryota, Metazoa, Arthropoda, Insecta, Coleoptera, Lampyridae. Gene Ontology annotation, cellular component: nucleus. The transcript has 14 exons. Bases 194 to 3034 code for a protein of 946 amino acids. Gene Ontology annotation, biological process: cellular response to insulin stimulus; positive regulation of transcription by RNA polymerase II; fatty acid catabolic process. The record is from RefSeq and is a predicted model, not a curated record.